Molecule: messenger RNA, 1278 nt
Organism: Juglans regia (Persian walnut)
Lineage: Eukaryota; Viridiplantae; Streptophyta; Magnoliopsida; Fagales; Juglandaceae
Product: pyrrolidone-carboxylate peptidase
Exons: 6
Coding region: 349-1002 (217 amino acids)
Biological process (GO): proteolysis
Cellular component (GO): cytosol
Molecular function (GO): pyroglutamyl-peptidase activity
Source: RefSeq, a predicted model, not a curated record
CAACAAAACAAAGAAAAAAGCUCUCCUUCUCUGCCAGCAAUUCCUUUUAGUUCCGCGACAGCGCCGGCGUGAUUUCAGACUGAUACAAAAGUUUUGAUGGAGUUUUGCUCGAUGGGUUCGAGUUUUUGUUGCUUUUAAAUAACUUGUCUUUGAUGGGUGUACGUGUGAGAGAGGGAGAGAGACAAACACAAGGUUGAAGGAAAAGUAGCAAACCUCUAUUAAAUCAAAAUGGGGUGGAGAUUACGAGAAAGAAAAGUUCGUAAAACUAAGAGGUUGGUGGGCACUCACAAGCUUUAAUAGCAGCAGUCAUAAAAAAUAGGGAACUGUAUUCGUGUCCAGAACGGCAAUAUGGGAUCUGAAGGACCAAAGGCGGUCACCAUUCAUGUAACCGGAUUUAAGAAGUUUCAAGGGGUUGCUGAAAAUCCUACAGAGACAAUUGUUAGUAAUCUGAAAGAUUUUGUUGAAAGGAGGGGGCUACCCCCUGGUGUUACUCUUGGGACUUGCACUAUUCUUGAGACUGCUGGAGAUGGGGCCCUGCCUUUGCUUUACCAGACGUUGGAAUCAGGGAUCUCAAGAAUGGAUGGUACAAGCAAUGAGCAAGUUGUAUGGUUACACUUUGGGGUGAAUAGUGGCGCUCCAAAAUUUGCCAUUGAGCAGCAGGCAGUAAAUGAAGCCACUUUUCGUUGUCCAGAUGAGUUAGGAUGGCAACCUCAGAAACUUCCCAUAGUUUGUGAAGAUGGAGGAACUUCCAGGGCAAGAGAGACUUGUUGCAGCAUCGAGGUUAUUCUGAAGUUCUUGAAGAGGAAGGGCUUCGAUGUGACCCUAUCAAAUGAUGCCGGCCGAUUUGUGUGCAAUUAUGUGUAUUAUCAUUCUCUUCGUUUUGCUGAACAGAAGGGUCACAAAUCUUUAUUUGUCCACGUGCCGUUAUUUUCGAAAAUUGAUGAAGAAAGCCAAAUGCGUUUCGUAGCAUCCCUUUUGGAAGCCAUUGCAUCUACAUGUUAAUGUUAUCAGUCUGUGUGCUCAUUUAAACAUUCUUGUUUGUUUGUCAUCUUCUAGUAAAUGUAAAUAAGUUGUGUCAAUAUCAAUAUAAUGGUCGAACUACUAACUGAAAUGAACUACGGGACUGGUAUUUGUUCUUUUUUUGUGGUUCUUCCCUCUUCAGGUCGAGUCAUCAAUGUUUAAAAUACAUAUGUUUGUUAUGUUAUGGUGCUCAAGAAAUUGCUGCCAGUUCUUCAAAAGCUUUUCAGUUUUCAAUUAAUUUUGGCUACUUGUUUAUCG